AUGAAUCGUAAGAAAACGAAGACCAUGAAGAUAACUACAUCGACAAUGAAUGAGGAAGAAUGUGGGGUUUGGCUUGACACCGAACAGCUUCGUAUGAAGAAGCAGCAGAAAAAACAGAUGCGUCCUAUCUUGAAACUACUGAAUCCAUUGGCUCGCUCAGGGGGUUACAGUACGGGAGUGUCGUUAAGCUUCACCCAGACUAAACAUCCCAUGCCCCCCACGAGACAGAGCACGAUAUCGGCGUUCUUUGCACCGCGGUCUAAAGAGGCGGACGUUCAUGCAACAGAGAUUGGUUCCACAUCACCUAUUGGAGCGUAUACUGGUAGAAAGAGGAAGCACGAGAUGGAGUUUGUGGUUCCCGAAGAACAGAAUCAAGAGGUCAAUGAGAGUACUCCAGAAAAUCGACGGGAGGAGAAGGUGAACUCCGAAACAGGUGGGAAGGUCCAUGAUGCCAAAGACUGUGACAAAGAGCAACAAUUCUUCCAUUUAAUUGGAGGCUACCAGUCCGACGAGGAAGAGCCACCAGCUGAAAAGAGAAGAACCCUGGAGAAUUGCUCUCUCCUAAGGACAUCAGAGACAGAGAAAACCUUUGGUUCCAUGUCCAAUGUAAGGAUGAAUUACUGGUCGUCCUCACAAAAACUGGUUACAGAACAUCACUUGAUGGAGGAUGAAGGAGACGCCUGUGCCAUUCUGUUCACUCAGGACUCUGAGGGUUUCCGAGUGAUAGCCCAUCGAGGUAACCAAUCAAGAAGCCCUUUGAAAGACCAGACCAAUGUCACAGCAUGUAGAACCUACCGGAACGUGCUGCCCACCCCGUCUCCUCCAGAAAUGAAAGGGGAAUCAGAUUCAGAACCAGAGAUGGUUUUCACACAGGACUCUGAGGGAAACGUGGUAAUUAAACACUAG
Chanos chanos (milkfish) is the source of this 906-nucleotide messenger RNA. It is a transcript of the gene aunip, whose product is annotated as aurora kinase A and ninein interacting protein. Gene Ontology annotation, cellular component: centrosome; spindle pole. Gene Ontology annotation, biological process: spindle organization. The record is from RefSeq and is a predicted model, not a curated record. Lineage: Eukaryota; Metazoa; Chordata; Actinopteri; Gonorynchiformes; Chanidae. The coding region runs from base 1 to 906 and encodes 301 amino acids. The transcript has 4 exons.